Linum trigynum is the source of this 855-nucleotide messenger RNA. Lineage: Eukaryota; Viridiplantae; Streptophyta; Magnoliopsida; Malpighiales; Linaceae. The record is from the annotation of a GenBank genome assembly.
AUGGUCGGCGAAUCCCUUAUCCCACCAACGCUGGUAAUGGAUGCUCCUGUGCCGGCGAGCUAUUCCGCACGCUCCGUCGAAAGUCAUUCGGAUGAGGAUACUCCUAUCGCUGAAGUAAGGGAGCAGUCUCGGAGGCGCCGUCUCAUCCUCGAGGCCGACCCGGAUGAUGACAAACUUGACCUGGUCGAGCCGAAGGUGCAAAAAGCGGUGUUGCGGGACCCUCCGACUGUUGAUUUGGUUGGUAGCAAAGUGAACAAGCCUGCUUGGCGCCCCUCUCGCACAAGGAUGGCUCCUCCGGAUGACGAAGCUGACACUACUCUUGCGCCGACCCUAAAACCUCGGCCCAUAGGUAGGAGGAAGCUGCGGCAAAACCCUACUGUUCAGGGAGGCUGCUCUGGUUCGGUGUGUAUGGCGAACCAGGAUGAAGAGGCAGUAGGGGCUGGGAGUGUUACCUCCAGCGUCCCUGUUAUAGUGGAGGUAACUCGCCUCCCUAUCAGCAUUGAAGUAGCAAUGGAGGAAUCUCAGGUGGAGCUGGGUUUGGAGGAUUCGCAUUCGGAGGAUGAACCGCAAAGAUUUGAAAUCAUGAAAAGGCUACUGAUCCCCAAAGCCAACACGCUGCGUUUCACCUCCAAGAAUCGGGUGAGUCAGGUGGUUGCGGCUUUCGAGUCAGGGUUGACAAUUGACCAGAAAGAGGAAGAGACCUCUGUGAAGAUAGUCGUGGAGAGUGGUGAUGACAUCACUGGGCGAGACCAAUUUGAAGGAGUGAUUGAGGUUGUCCCUCAAAUUGAUGAAUAUGGGUCAAACAUUCAGAACCCGGAUUUGGGGGGUGCGAAAACGUCCGCUGGACGCGAUUAA